Naegleria gruberi is the source of this 2713-nucleotide messenger RNA. Its product is annotated as peptidase family M1. The transcript has 2 exons. Gene Ontology annotation, cellular component: cytoplasm. Bases 225 to 2696 code for a protein of 823 amino acids. Gene Ontology annotation, molecular function: metalloaminopeptidase activity; peptide binding; zinc ion binding. Gene Ontology annotation, biological process: peptide catabolic process; proteolysis. The record is from RefSeq and is a predicted model, not a curated record. NCBI's taxonomy places the organism in Eukaryota, Heterolobosea, Eutetramitea, Acrasida, Naegleriidae.
AGAGAAUUGAUGCCUUGCCAUCCACCAUCCUUCCUACCCGAUAUAAAAUUUUCUUAAAUCCAGAUUUGAAGAAUUUUGUAUUUGAUGGUGAAGAAACUAUUGAAUUGAAAAUUAAUCCACAAGAAUUAUCAUCAGAUCAUACUAAUAGUAUUGAUAAUCUAUUAAAAUCCAUUGAUCGUAUAGUUACGAAUAGUAAAGAAUUAAAAAUUGAUCAAGCCUUUUUAAUGAUCGGAGAUGGUCAUGGUCAUAGGGUUGAAUUUAAAUCAAUUGAUUUUCAUGAAGAGUUUGGAAUUGUUAGUUUUGUAUUGGAAAAGUCGUUAGAUGAAAUUUUGAAUCAGUUAAAUAUCAAGGUUGAUGAUUUGAGUGUGUUUAGAAUGUUUUUGCACUUGAAAUUCAGAGGAGAAUUGAAUGACAAGUUGAAUGGCUUUUAUCGAUCAAAGUAUGUCAGAGAUGGUGUUGAAUCAUAUGCUGCAGUAACACAAUUUCAACCUGCCGAUGCUAGAAAAUGCUUUGUUUGUUGGGAUGAACCAAUUUAUAAGGCAGUUUUUGAGAUUUCACUUGUUGCUCCAAAGAAUUACAAAGCACUGUCCAAUAUGAACUGCAUUCAAGUGGAUGAUUAUGAUGAAAGUAGUAAUCUUCACAAAUUUUCUCCAACUCCUCCAAUGUCAACCUAUUUGGUUGCUGUUAUUGUUGGUGAUUUUGAUUAUGUUGAAACUAUUUGUACAGAAACAUCCAAGCCAAUUCCUGUUCGUGUCUAUACUCCAGUUGGAAAGAAGGAACAGGGUCUCUUCUCACUUGAAGUUACCUCUAAGGUAUUGGCCCUUUUUGAAAAGUAUUUCCAGGUGGAAUAUCCAUUGCCUAAACUUGACAUGAUUGGAAUUUCUCAAUUGAGCUUUGGUGGAAUGGAAAAUUUUGGAUUAAUUACUUUCAGAGAGCAAAUUGUUCUUGUUGAUCCAAUCAAUACCUCUGCGGCUGCCAAGCAAAAUGUUUCCAUUGUUGUCGCUCACGAAGUAUCACAUCAAUGGUUUGGAAAUCAUGUUACUCCAGCUUGGUGGGAAUCAUUGUGGUUAAACGAGAGUUAUGCUACUUAUUGGGAAUACUUUGCUAUUGAUAAUCUCUUCCCUGAGUGGGGCGUUUGGGAACAAUUCGUUUAUGCUGACUUUUUGAGAGCAUUCGACUUGGAUGGAAAGAGAUCUACUCACCCAAUUCAAGUAUCAGUCAAUUCUACUGCAGAAAUCGAUGAAGUUUUUGAUGCCAUCUCAUAUAGUAAGGGUUCAUGUUGCGUUAGAAUGUUAAUUGAAUGGCUUGGUAUUGACCAAUUCAGAAAGGCAAUUAUUGCUUAUUUGAACAAGUAUGCCUUUUCCAAUGCCAAAACUGAGGAUUUGUGGACAUCUUUGAAAGAAUCACUCAAUGUUGAUGCAGCAUCCAUGAUGAAGAGUUGGAUAUAUUCCUCAGGUUAUCCUGUUGUAACCAUCAAGGAACAUUUGGAAGGUAACGAAAAGGUAUUAACAUUAACACAAAACAGAUAUUUGGAAGAUGGAGGUUUGGAUAGUGAGGAUUCAACCAUUUGGUACAUUCCUAUUUCCUAUGUUUUGUGCAAUAGUGAUAAUUCAAUUACAGAAUUUAAAGAAACCAUGAAUGAAAAGAGCAUGAUUUUGAGAAUUCCCGCCUCUUCCAAAUGGAUCAAAUUCAACAAGAAUCAAAUUGGAUUUUAUCGCGUCAAUUAUCAAAGCUCUGAAUAUUAUAGCAAAUUGAAGGUCGCCAUCAAGGAGAAGAAAUUAUCACCAAUUGAUAGAAUGGCAUUAAUAGAGGAAAGUACAACCCUCUCAAAGAGUGGUCUUGUGCCAAUUGAGCAAGUUUUAUCAUUAUUUGAAGCCUAUUCCUUAGAAGAUAACUAUACAGUCCUGACAACUGUUUCUUCCUGCUUGUCCACUAUUGAAAAUCUUAUCAAACAUGAAUCAAGCCAAGCAUUGGAAAAAUUUGCAGCACUUGGAAGAAGUAUUUUCCUUCAUUUGAGAGAUGAUCUUGGUUGGACUCAACAAGAAAACGAAAGCCACUUGAGAAGCAUGACCAGAAGUCUUGUAUUCUCAAAUCUUGUUAGUUACAAUGACAAGGAAACUGUACAAAAGGCAUUUGAAAAAUUUGCUCAAUUCAAGGUUGAUCCAUCAAGUUUAAUUCCAGAUUUGAGAAGUGUAGUAUAUUCAGCUGUUGUAAAAUAUGGAAAUGAGGAAGAUUUCAAACAAGUUUUGAAUGUCUAUUUAACAUCGGAUUUAACUGAGGAAAAAGUGAGAGUUUUGAAAUGUCUUGGCCAAUCUCCAAAUGAACAAUUAAUUGAUGAAACAAUCAAUAGAACUCUUGACGGAUCUGUUCUCACUCAAGAUAUUUCGUACAUGUUAAUGGGUCUAUCACAAAAUCCAAAAGCAAAUGAAAAGCUCUGGAGAUUCUUUUUCAAGAAUUAUGCAGCAAUUAGACAAAAAUUCCAAGCAGGACUAUUAUUUGGAAGAAUCAUCAAAUUAUUCACUGAAAGUUCACUGAAUCCACAACAUGUUUCAGAAAUUAAAGACGAAUUAGACAAGGUUGCUACUAGUGCCAUCUUGAGAACUGUCAAUCAAGUUAAGGAAACUAUUUCACUCAAUAGUGCAUGGAGUAUUCGUUCAGCUCCUUCCAUUGUUAAUUGGUUAAAUAAAAUAGAAUAAACUAGUGAUAUUUCAAA